Cyphellophora attinorum is the source of this 1512-nucleotide messenger RNA. RefSeq lists its product as uncharacterized. Bases 1 to 1512 code for a protein of 503 amino acids. Gene Ontology annotation, biological process: Golgi to plasma membrane protein transport. NCBI's taxonomy places the organism in Eukaryota, Fungi, Ascomycota, Eurotiomycetes, Chaetothyriales, Cyphellophoraceae. Gene Ontology annotation, cellular component: trans-Golgi network. The record is from RefSeq and is a predicted model, not a curated record. The transcript is spliced from 2 exons.
AUGGCGGCUGCUGUGCCUAUCGUCCCAGGCCGUGGCCUAGGAUGGAUGACACUUGGGUUGUCGCUACAUACAGUCAUCUCGAAGAUCAAAUCCCACCCACAGGACUACCCCAACAUCGAUCUGUCCCACUCUUCAUCCCAUCCCACCACACAACCAAUCAUCCUCACUCUGCCAGCAAAUGGACUACGACUCAGAUUCGACGGACCAGACCAGCGACUACGACUCGUAGAAGUCCUCGACUUCUCAAAGAACUCACUAGCAUAUAAGAACACUGACCUCGUUAAACACGCGCGCCCCAUGGAAGACGGCCAAGCACCAGACCCAGCCCAGGCACGGCCAUCGUUCAGGCAUAUCUACAACCGCCUCUUCGGUCCAGCCUACAAAGGCGAGUACACGCCACCCGAGACUGGUCACCGUCGCGGCACAUACACUCUGUCAUAUCCAGGACUGGCAUUCUUGUUUCCCAUCGACCACAAAUCAUGGUCGGACAAAGCAGAUUUUGUUUCAAUGCUAUCGUCGUCCGCGACUGGACCAGCAACGUCAAUGGCGAUCUUCGAAGGCUCAUCUUGGCCGGAGGCACGAUCAUCGCUUUUCGGAGCCUCAACAUCACUGGUCGAGGCAUCCCAGAUCAUCGACUCCUCUACAGAGACGUCCCCACCAGAGAUCUCAAUCGUCCACCUCCGCGGCGGCGGCCAGCUAGAGUUCCUGCGUCUGAACGGGCACGUCACAACCGUCCAACUCAACGAAACCACCCCACAAGAUCUCGUCGCAGAGUUCGGUCCACCAGACGCAAUCUACCGCAAGGACGACAGCAGGAUCUCCAUCCAUGCCACCGCUCAACCACACAGCGGACGCCGUCGCAGCUCAAACAUUUCCCCGAACCUCGAACCAAUCGACAACGCCAGCCGCUCAUCAGUCCGGAGCUACAGCGGAGACUCUGACGCUUCGAGCAUAUCUGGAAUUCGGCGCGAUGAAGACGAUGCCCAGCCUGCUUGGACGGCUGAAUGCUUCUACAACUACUUCCACCACGCUUCGAUGCGCUCAUUUCUUAUCCCUCGGCGCAUCACGAUGGACUCGUCAAGCCUGGUGGUGACAAAAAUUAUACUCCACGGUAACAUUCCCUCCUCUUACAACUUCAACCGCCACCGUCGCCUCAGAUGGGCCAUUCGUCUGCCCAAUCCAAACUCGCAGCCCCAGGAUCCAACAUCAGAGACGCCAUUCUCCGACAUAUCUUCCACACUGCGACGUGUAUGGCACAGCACAUAUGGCAGUGCGGAAGAAGAAGCGCAACAGCAGCGUGGCAUGGUGCUGAAUCGCGGAUGGGGCGACUCGAGCCCUGAUUCGUCGAUCGAGAUCCUGGGUGGCUUUGAGGAGGAAGGCAAGGAGCAGACGAGCGCUGGCCAGCCUCGAGAUCAGGAAAUGGUGAGCGACACGACUGAAUUGUUCGGGUUCCCGGGCAUGCUCUUCGAAGUCCUCAAGAAUGACGCCGUGAGCUGUCUCACUUUGUAUUGA